AUGAGGGAAGUAGUUUUUAAUUACUUUUAAAGUAGUUCACUUAACAGAGCUUUCAUUCCAUAAAUUUAAUCUUAAUUCAUCAUACAGAGUUGUGUUUUGGGUAACUUAUAUAACUUUCAACUAUAGAGUGGGUUACCAAUUCACUCUAAAAUUAUAAUUUGAGUUACUCACUCAUUAUAGUAAUUUUUCUAUAUUUAUUUAGUUAAUAUUGGUUUGUUAAGGUUUGUACUUUGGUUGCAGAAAUGUUAUUAAGCACAACAUGUAUUAUGAAAUUUUUAGAAAUUUGUUGCAGAAUGCAUCCUGGAAAGCUACCUUUUGGCAAUUGCCCAAAGCUUUUCGAUAAAAUCAGCUAAGGACUAUAAGGAGGAUGAGUUGUAUAAUUUACAAAGACAAUAUAUUAAAAAUUGAUGGCUAAAAUGAAGUUCUCAAGAAUUAACUCAUGAAAAAAUUCUCCAAAUACUUGUGA
Molecule: messenger RNA, 466 nt
Organism: Paramecium octaurelia
Lineage: Eukaryota; Ciliophora; Oligohymenophorea; Peniculida; Parameciidae
Source: the annotation of a GenBank genome assembly